This is a messenger RNA of Paramuricea clavata, 705 nucleotides long. The record is from the annotation of a GenBank genome assembly. NCBI's taxonomy places the organism in Eukaryota, Metazoa, Cnidaria, Anthozoa, Malacalcyonacea, Plexauridae.
AUGAUAGCCUUGUGUAAUGAAAAUUUUGUUAAUCACUCAGAUCAACCAAGCGUCCCGCCAACUUCAACACUUGACCGAACUAACAUCACCCCGUCAACAACAGAACCUAAUCAACAACAGCAUCAAAGCCUAAAUCCUUUUGAAGUUUGUAACUUUCAGGUCGAAUCAUGUAUAGAAUCUUUUGUCACAGUUGAGAAAGCCAGUAUAACAUCAGAGGCUCUUAGCCAUAAUAUCAACCUAUCCAAUUCCUAUCCCAAUGUCAUAUCCAUUUUGGAUGAUCAACAAGCCGGCUUAUCCUCACCUAAUGGAAAUUCCACCACAGUCGAUGAGAUUGGUACAGGCAUCGACCAAAAUUACAGUCCGUCGAAUAUGCCCCCAUCGUUUGAUGAUCAAUUGAAGGAAUAUCGUACUAAGCACUCUCACACCGACAGAAUGAUAGAUGUCCUUGAUAAUUCUGGAAUAACACACCAAAAAACUACAAGGAAAUCAACACGAACCGGCAAAAACACCAGAUCUAGUCAAGUCAAAUCGAAGCGAUGCGAUUCUAUGCCACACCCCUUAUCACAUAUAGAUACCUCUGUAUUUAACCGAAAAAAAUUUCGGAAGAAUUGCUCUUCAAAUAGGCCACCGGACUGGGGAAACUACCUGAUCUUUGUAAACAAAUUAAAGCAGAAAACAGAAUUAGAAGAAUCGACAAGAAUUUAA